Messenger RNA from Racocetra persica, 1022 nucleotides. The record is from the annotation of a GenBank genome assembly. Lineage: Eukaryota; Fungi; Glomeromycota; Glomeromycetes; Diversisporales; Gigasporaceae.
GAUUUUAUGUUUACUGCUCACUCGUGUCUAUAUUGUCAUUAUAAUCUAUCAUGUGAUACCCCACGAAAAGAUUUUAACACGCGAAACUGUUUAUGUGAAUAUGCUCAUAAACGGUGUAAAGAAGAAGCAUGUGAAACUUGCUGCGACUAUUCACGCUGCCUAGUAAUUCAAUACCCAACAUGUGAUGUUGAACGUGUCGCGCGAAUAGAUAAAAAUUGUAGUUGUAAAGAAAAUCACGAAAGGUGUAAAGAUGAAACUUGUAAGAGAUGUUGCGAUUUCUACAAUAAAAUCAUCUCUUGUAGAAACUGUUAUCUCCGAGAUAAAAAAUGCGAAUGGUCAAGGGUGAUGUGUGAAGAAGAUUUUGAUAUUAAAAAGGAAGAAAUAAAAACUCUUGGUUUUUACUCAGCCGGAUUUGAAAGAGGAAGCGAGUUUGGGAAGCUUCAUUUACAGGGGUACAUCCAAUUUAAUACUAGAGUCACCGGAAAAUAUGUAAAGCAACAUUUUGGAAACAAUUUACAUAUCAUCAUGCCGACCUUUAACCCUCGAAAAAAACAAAAUUCAAAUAGACCAUAUAAAACUGGCGCAGAAUGUAGACAUGAAUAUUCUAUAAAGAGAUAUGAUAAAUGCGCGAUACACAUACAUUGUUCAUGUAGUUACAUCGAUCUUGAAGAUGUAUGCGAUGAGUGUCUCCCCACGAAGGAAACGUGUAUUCAAAAUAGAAGAUCGCUUGAAAUAAAAGACAGAAAUGGAAUCGUUAUCGAAAAGUAUAUAUUCGGUAAUCUAAACAAGAAGAUAGGAUCGAGAAAACGAAUGAGAGAUAGAACAGAAGAAGAAACAGCUGAUGAUAUAUCAGUUAUCUCUAACGAUGACGACCACCUCGGUCAAGGAAUAACCUCGCCUAAUCCUAGUUCAUGGCAAAGAAAAAGAAGGCAGAAUAAUGCUGGUAAAAAUGAUAACCAAAAUGAAAAGAAAAUAGCAAAUUAUACAAUGAUGUUAGAUUCUUUGGAAAGAGGGGGGACUGC